AUGGGUGAGAUGGCGAAGCCCGAGCUGGAGUCGACAGACAUUCGGAAUAAGUUGGAAGAUCUUUCUGGUGUCGAGAUCAAGCCUGGAGACAACCCUUACAACGCUCUGAUCAACGCUUGUCAUGGUAAUGCGGUACGUUCCUGA
Messenger RNA from Podospora anserina S mat+, 144 nucleotides. RefSeq lists its product as uncharacterized. NCBI's taxonomy places the organism in Eukaryota, Fungi, Ascomycota, Sordariomycetes, Sordariales, Podosporaceae. The transcript has a single exon. The record is from RefSeq and is a predicted model, not a curated record. Bases 1 to 144 code for a protein of 47 amino acids.